UUGCGUUAUCGAUAUGACUAAAUUUAGAAAAUAUGUUGAAGAAUGUAUUGAUAAAAACAUAGAUGAAUUAGAUAUAGUUGACAAAGGAUUGGUAAAUAUUUAUGAUCUACCAGGAUUAUUUAGUUUAAAGCAACUAACCAGAUUAACCAUAAGCCAUAAUAAGAUCGAAUCAAUACCACCUGGAAUUGCAGAAUUGGAAAAUUUGGAAAUUUUAAAUUGUUUCAAUAAUCAAAUAGAGGAAAUUCCAACAACAAUAUCUACAUUGCCUAAACUUCGAAUUCUUAAUUUAGCUUUUAAUAGAUUAUCAAAUUUGCCACGUGGGUUUGGAUCAUGUGCAACUCUGGAAAUCUUAGAUUUGACAUAUAAUAAUUUAACAGAUAAAUCAUUACCUUCCAAUUUUUACAUGCUUUCAACAUUAAGGGCACUAUAUUUGGGUGAUAACGAUUUUGAAAUAAUUUCUCCUGAAAUAGGAAAAUUGAAAAAUCUACAAAUUUUGAAUCUUCGAGAAAAUGAUCUCAUUCUGGUACCCAAGGAACUCAACCAAUUAACUAAAUUGAAAGAAUUAAAUAUUAGUGGUAAUCGUUUAUCUGUUUUACCUCCCGAAUUAAGCGAAAUUGAAUCUUUAGCCAAUAAGCAAAUGCUUAAAAUGGAUAACAACCCUUGGUUGCCCCCUAUUUCCGAUCAAUUGAGAUUGGGAGUUAAUCAUGUCAUCAAUUAUAUCAAAACUCAAACUUAUAAAUUCUUGUACAAUAGACAUCUAUCGACCAUGGAAACUGACAAUUCCAUAAUUCCGAUCAAAGAUAAAUCUAAAAAAUUAAGUAGGCUCAAGAAAUAGAUUAUUUAAUCCAGAAUGGUUGUAUGCUUUAUAUUUAUUUAAUUGCAUCAUAUAAACUAUUAUUUAAUUUAUCUUUAAAAAAAAUUUGUA
Messenger RNA from Gordionus sp. m RMFG-2023, 925 nucleotides. Its product is annotated as ras suppressor protein 1-like. NCBI's taxonomy places the organism in Eukaryota, Metazoa, Nematomorpha, Gordioida, Chordodea, Parachordodidae. The record is from RefSeq and is a predicted model, not a curated record. The transcript has 9 exons. Gene Ontology annotation, molecular function: protein binding. Bases 14 to 835 code for a protein of 273 amino acids.